AUGUCAAUCCUUCAACGACUGGAUACACCAAGUACAUAUGUUGAUCGAUAUUCAAAGCGCUCAAAUAAGGAUAUGCCAUUGAAUCGUUCUAGUACACUUUAUGUUGGGAAUUUAUCGUUUUAUACGACAGAGGAACAAAUAUAUGAGCUUUUUUCCAAAUGCGGAGAAAUUAAAAGAGUUAUUAUGGGGUUAGAUAGGUUUAAUAAGACACCCUGUGGGUUCUGUUUUGUAGAAUAUUAUUCGCAUGAACACGCAUUGGAUUGUAUGAAGUUUAUUAAUGGAACAAAACUUGAUGAUAGGGUAAUCCGGACAGAUAUUGAUCCAGGUUUUAGAGAAGGUAGACAAUAUGGUCGUGGAAGAAGUGGGGGUCAGGUAAGAGAUGAAUAUCGAACGGAAUAUGAUCCAGGAAGAGGAGGUUGGGGUUAUCGACGAGCAGAAGAACGACAAAAAAAUAUUCAACAGAAACACCGAUCUGAUCAAGAUUUAAAUAGGCUUUCUCAGUCGCCAGAAAAAAAUUAA
Messenger RNA from Pneumocystis murina B123, 519 nucleotides. RefSeq names its product nuclear cap-binding protein subunit 2. Gene Ontology annotation, molecular function: RNA cap binding. Lineage: Eukaryota; Fungi; Ascomycota; Pneumocystomycetes; Pneumocystales; Pneumocystaceae. Bases 1 to 519 code for a protein of 172 amino acids. Gene Ontology annotation, cellular component: nuclear cap binding complex. The record is from RefSeq and is a predicted model, not a curated record. The transcript has 4 exons. Gene Ontology annotation, biological process: mRNA cis splicing, via spliceosome.